GUACAUUCCUUUCGAAACAUGGGAAAGUGAAGCAACAUGUGUUAGAAUCAGGAACCACGAAAUUUCAUUUUCUCUUUUACAACAUGUCUGCCCCUCUAGUCUCAGCUGGAAUUAUUUUAUCUGCCGAAAUGGACUUGCAGUUUUCCCCAUACCACUUUCACAGCUUUUCGGAUCAUAAUGCUGGCGGACAUUAUCAUGAUGAUGUUACUCCUGAUGAAAUCGAAUAUUUAGGCUAUUUUACUCCAGCAAAAGUGGUCUCGAAAGUGAAGUGUCAAAAUUCAGAUUCCUCGUUAGGUUCUAGGCGUCCGGAAGGCCCGGAUGUUCAUGUAUAA
Belonocnema kinseyi is the source of this 332-nucleotide messenger RNA. Its product is annotated as ester hydrolase C11orf54 homolog. The coding region runs from base 84 to 332 and encodes 82 amino acids. The transcript has 2 exons. Gene Ontology annotation, cellular component: nucleus. Gene Ontology annotation, molecular function: hydrolase activity, acting on ester bonds; zinc ion binding. Lineage: Eukaryota; Metazoa; Arthropoda; Insecta; Hymenoptera; Cynipidae. The record is from RefSeq and is a predicted model, not a curated record.